Messenger RNA from Physcomitrium patens, 2289 nucleotides. The record is from RefSeq and is a predicted model, not a curated record. Lineage: Eukaryota; Viridiplantae; Streptophyta; Bryopsida; Funariales; Funariaceae.
AGAAUCAAUUAUACAUUCGAUCAAUCAACAUGCGGUACUGUUGCAUGCCACCCCAGUGAUCGGGUUCCAUCUCUGGCAUUACAUUAAAAACAUUAUUAAUACUCCUGGGACACUCAUUAUUGGCGGACAGAUGUAGGAGCCACGUACAUAUGCUGGCCUUAUAAUUAAUGCCGCUGGAAGAGUUUCCGGAAUCGGGCUUUCGUUGGCUUUGAGUUACGCGACCUUGCCAGUGCUCGCACCUAUUUCAAUCGUGGCUAUGGCGUUGCUGGACCUGUGAACUUUCAGGGAGUCACUCACUCACUCAUCGCUCCAGCUUCUCUCAGGUCCUGUCUGAGAGCUCUGCAGCGACGUGAGUUGCUGCGCGGAGGUUCCAGUCCCUUCUCAGGCUUUUCCCAGCCCUGAUUGCGUCGAGUGUGCUCUGGAGUUUUUUCAAGAGUAAUUACGACAGAUCUGGCUACAUAGCUGGGGCUGUUUUCGGUUUUUUGGGCGAUUUUGAAUGCGCAAAGUGUCUGCUGCGAUUUGAGAGAGAAAUUUCGGGUGUUGGAUCUCGAUAGAACAUUGUUGGAGACGUAGAGUGGUGGGCAUCAUGAACGCGACCUUGAACCACCGCCGGGUGGACGUGACUUCGGAGAAUGAAAAAUACACUCCAAAGCCGCAAAAGCAAUGGUCGAUGUCGAACUCAGUGGAGUAUGUGCUUCGUGAGCAGCGGUUUGUGUUUGUGUUGGUAGGUGUGGCCAUCACCACCGCGUUCUUCCUAUUCUUACAGCCUGAGUUUGGGUCCGGGCAGAGGACGAUGGAUGUGUCCUCGUACACAGCUGUGCAGGCGUACAAUUUUGACGAAUCUUACCAGACGACAAGAACAUUUGAGACAGCACCCUAUAAGUCCCACCGCUCUGCGAUUGUGAGUCUGGGAGGGAAAAUCCCUCUGGGUUUGCCACGGAAGCCACUGCGAAUUGUGGUGACUGGCGGGGCAGGGUUUGUCGGUAGUCACUUGGUCGAUAGAUUGAUCGAGCGUGGCGACAGUGUCAUAGUAGUAGAUAAUUUUUUCACGGGGAGGAAAGAGAACGUGCAGCAUCACUUCGGGAAUCCGCGGUUCGAGCUGAUCCGGCAUGAUGUGGUCGAACCCCUGUUGCUGGAGGUGGACCAGAUUUACCAUCUGGCAUGUCCGGCGUCGCCCGUGCAUUACAAAUUCAAUCCAAUCAAGACUAUCAAGACCAACGUGGUGGGAACCUUGAACAUGCUUGGAUUGGCGAAGCGCAUCGGAGCACGGUUCUUGCUGACCAGUACUAGUGAGGUUUAUGGUGAUCCUUUGGAACAUCCUCAGAAAGAGACGUAUUGGGGAAAUGUAAACCCAAUCGGUGUUCGGAGUUGUUACGAUGAAGGAAAACGAACUGCUGAGACUCUGGCUAUGGAUUACCACAGAGGCGCAGAUGUGCAGGUUCGCAUUGCUCGUAUUUUUAACACUUAUGGACCAAGGAUGUGCAUCGAUGAUGGCAGGGUUGUUAGUAACUUCGUUGCUCAGGCCCUACGAAAAGAGCCUAUGACUGUAUAUGGUGACGGAAAGCAAACAAGAAGUUUCCAGUUUGUUUCAGAUCUGGUGGAGGGCCUCAUGAAGUUGAUGGAAGGUGAACAUGUUGGGCCUUUCAAUUUGGGAAAUCCUGGCGAAUUCACCAUGCUUGAACUCGCACAGGUGGUUAAGGAUGUGAUCGACCCUACCGCGACGAUUGAAUACAAAGAGAACACAUCCGAUGACCCACACAAGCGCAAGCCUGAUAUCUCCAAGGCCAAGGAGUUGCUGGGUUGGGAGCCAAAGAUUUCUUUGAGAAAGGGGCUUCCGAUGAUGGUAGAAGACUUCCGCAAACGUAUUUUUGGCGACCAUAAGGAUAAGGGGUCGGUUUAACAUGUAGAAUUAAUCCCGCACGUCAAAUUAUGACAUCAGAUAUGAUUUUGCCUGAGUUGAUUGAGGUGAUCGAAAGCUACCCCUAAGCGACUUAGAACUAGGUCACAUUCAUUACCUAGCCUCAUUUACUAGGUAUUGUGCAACUGGUCACCCAUCAAGCAUUUCACAUGAAGGGUUGAUUCGAAGAUUAUUUUACUAGCAAAUAGUUUUCUAAUUUCAAAAACGGCUAGUGUGUGUUGCAUUUAUGUUAGUAUUGAGUCAUUGAACUCAUUGAAUCCCGUAAGGUGAGUAUUGCGAAUACUCUAUUUCUGAGGUUUCCGAAGAAUAGACACGUUUAAUUUUUCUAUUCUGUUUUUGAUGAUACAGCCUUGACAAAGGGUUGAAGAGUA